This is a messenger RNA of Lathyrus oleraceus (garden pea), 2060 nucleotides long. RefSeq names its product F-box/kelch-repeat protein At1g22040. The record is from RefSeq and is a predicted model, not a curated record. Gene Ontology annotation, molecular function: protein binding. Lineage: Eukaryota; Viridiplantae; Streptophyta; Magnoliopsida; Fabales; Fabaceae. The coding region runs from base 325 to 1770 and encodes 481 amino acids. The transcript has 3 exons.
AACAAAACAAGUUUCUUCUAUAGUGCGAUAAAUUACUCUAUUUAUUACCAGGAGAAUUGUCUGUGCUUCAAAUUCAACUUCGUGUUUUUUAAGUUUGAAACUAAAAACUACACAUGAUGCGGUUACGAUGAUGUUUCCGAAUGCAAUGUCACUUUGCCUCAUUUUUACGUUUCCUUCAUUCCAACGUCGAUCCAUUUUUUCACCAACCCCAAAUAGUUAAUCACCAUGAGAAAAGGAGAAAAAAUUCCAUUUAUGUGCUGCUGAAAAUUGAAGAUAAUUGUUGUACUUUCUGAAAGUAUACCAGAUAUUGAAUUUUUCGCCAAGAUGGGUUCGAUUUUUAGUGUGGCGAGGGCGAGUAAUACCAAUUCUGAUAAAAGUGAGUGGGAUGGAGUCUCUCCGAAUGAGAUAUGUAAGAGACAAAGAAUGUCGCUUACGGUUGACGAGGAGAAUCCAAGACUAUUCCCUAAUCUUCCCGAUGAGGUAUCGAUUCAGAUUAUUGCUAGAGUUCCGAGAAUUUGUUACUUCAAUGUAAGGUUGGUGUCAAGGAAGUGGAAAUCGACUAUCAUGAGUUCGGAGCUAUAUAAAAUAAGAAAAGAACUAGGGACAACAGAAGAGUGGCUAUAUAUGUUGGUUAAGGUUGGAGAAAACAAGCUUUUUUGGCAUGCUGUUGAUCCUCGGUCUCGGAUAUGGCAGAGACUGCCUACUAUGCCUAAUGUUGUUGAUGAAGAGGAAUCUAGAAAAGGUUCUUCUUCUGGGCUUUGGAUGUGGAACAUGGUGGAAGGUAUGAGAAUUGCUGAAGUUAUUAGAGGCUUUUUUGGACAGAAGGAUGCAUUUGAUGAAAUGCCGUUUUGUGGUUGUGCUAUUGGAGCUGUUGGGGGAUGUCUCUAUGUUUUAGGCGGAUUCUCGAAAGCUUCGACUAUGAGAUGCGUCUGGCGAUUCGAUCCAACACAAAAUACGUGGAGCGAGGUGACUUCUAUGUCUACAGGUCGGGCGUAUUGUAAGACAGGAAUCUUAAACAACAAGCUUUAUGUUGUUGGAGGGGUUAGUCAAGGUUCCGCCGGAUUGCUACCUCUUCAAUCUGCUGAAGUUUUUGAUCCUUCGACAGGUACAUGGUCAGAUGUGCCUAGUAUGCCCUUCUCAAGAGCUCAGGUUCUUCCCAACGCCUUCUUGGCCGACAUGUUAAAGCCGAUUGCCACAGGGUUGACGUCAUACAUGGGAAGGUUAUGUGUUCCGCAGAGUUUGUAUUCAUGGCCAUUUUUUGUCGAUGUUGGUGGAGAAAUCUAUGAUCCUGAAACAAACUCAUGGAUAGAAAUGCCAAUUGGAAUGGGCGAGGGUUGGCCCGCACGGCAGGCAGGUACAAAAUUAAGUGUCGUAGUGGACGGCGAAUUAUAUGCUUUUGAUCCUUCUAAUACUAUGGACAGUGGAAGGAUCAAGGUAUAUGAUCAAGGAGAAGAUGCUUGGAAAGUUGUUAUUGGAAAAGUCCCUAUAUAUGGUUCUGAUGAUUCGGAAUCUCCUUAUCUACUUGCUGGUUUCCAUGGAAAACUUCAUGUCAUCACAAAAGAUGCCAAUCAUAAUAUUUCUGUUCUGCAAGCUGAGCUGCGCAACAAUUUGAAUUCUUCACCGUCGUCGUCGUCCUCAACUCUGUCACAAAGUUCAUUGCAUGAAUCCGUGGACCCGCCUGUCGAAACAGAUGCAGUAGUUUGGAAAAUAAUUGCAAGUAGGUGUCUGGGACAGGUUGAACUAGUUAGUUGUCAAGUUAUUGACAUGUAGCUGCAAAAAGGCAAGCAAUAAAUGUGACAGAAAAUCUGUGAAGGGUUAGUUACCUGGUAGGACUGAGUGAGUACAUUUCGACAUUGAUUAAGGUGCCCGCGAAUUGAAGAGUGCUGUUAUAGUUUGGUUGUAGCUAUUGUUUUUUUACGUAAAUAAGUUCUAUAGGAACUGUCAGAUUGUACACUGACACGAUAGAAUAAUAUCAGAGAAAGAAAUCCAUUAUGUCCACUCUUUGUCAUUCUAUGUACAUACACUAAAAUUAAAUAAUAUAAGACUCAUAUAUUGUAGCA